GGACAACCCUCUGCGGGGUCCUGAGGGCAGAAGCAAGAUGGCGGCCCCCAUGGUGGCGAAGUUCGGCGCCCUCGCAGGCGGAGUCUGCCCUCGGUGGAAGGCUUGGCUGCCCGGACUAACUCAAGUCAGGUGGAGUCGAUAUAGCCCUAGUUUCAUUGAACCAGAAGUCAACAAAGAAGUCUACCAAAAACCACCAGAACAAUUGUCAGAAGAAGAAAAGGCAGCAUGGGAUCUUAAAACAGUCCAACCUAUAAAAGCCACCCCUUCCAAUGUCAGCAGCUCUGUAUUUUAUGACCCACUGAUCAGCAAAUUCACUAGUCUCAUGAUGAAGGGAGGAGAUAAGAUUUUGGCCCGAUCCCUCAUCAAUCAGACUUUGGAAACUAUUAAGAGGAAGCAGCUUGAAAAUUACCAUAAAGCAGAUGAGAAGGAUAAAGAAAACAUUGAGUGCAACCCUUACACAAUCUUCCACCAAGCGUUAAAAAACUGUGAACCUGUCAUUGGACUUGUGGGUGUCCAGAAAGGAGGCAGAACCUACCAGGUCCCAACCCCACUGACAGACAGUCGGCGGCGCUUCUUAGCAAUGAAGUGGAUGAUAACAGAAUGCAGGGAGAACAAGCACAGGAGGACACUUAUGCCUGAAAAGCUUUCCAAAGAGCUGCUGGAAGCCUUUGACAACCAAGGUGCUGUAAUAAAGAAAAAGCAUGAGCUUCACAAAAUGGCUGAGUCUAACCGGGCCUUUGCUCACUUUCGGUGGUGGUAGGAAGUGCGCUAGCUUGCCAAAUACACCUUCUGAAGAUGGCAACUUCGUUACAAGACAAGGAUUCUUACUUUUAAAAAUUCUGUAUAGCUUUCUUUGCAUAACACUCUUCUGGGAGGGCCAUUGCGAGCUUCACAUCUGCCUCUUCUCUAAUAGUAUGGUAAAGAAGAUAUGAGCUAAAAUAAAAUGUCCUCUUUUUUACACUCCCAUGAGGUAAACUUCUGGUUACUUUAUGGUUUAGGUGACUCAAUUGGUACAGGCCUCUGCGUGUAUGGUUUCUGUUUUGUUCCAUUCUGGACUCUUUCAAGUCAGAUUUAUCUCUAAUAAAAGUACAAGCUGUCUUCUGGAGUUCUGUAAGAAACAGCUUAGAUAUUUUUUGUCAAGCAUAAUUUUUGCCAAUAUUCAAGAUCAGAGAACUCUAACACAGAUGGAAGUCACUUGUGGGUGUUCUACAAAUAUCUAUAGUGUAUUCUGUCCCUCUUUAAAAUGUUCGUUACAAUAGCAUAUCGAUAGGAACACACAUACUGAAUACAAUCAGCUUCUUAUAGGGAGGUCAGCUUCCCUUCCUUUUUCAGCAUGGUUUGCACAUGCCUUUUUAUUGUUAACUUUCUGUGCUGUCAUACCUAAAUGGCUGAAUUUUAGACUACAUUCAGAAGGACUGCUGUAUAUUCAAGUUUAUGUGAAAACAACUGGUCUAGCAUUUCAUCUGUAGUGGCCAAUUCAGCUAUGUAGGCAAUCAUUUGAUAGUACGGGCAUCCAAAGUGAGGAGGAUGCUUGACUAAACUACCCCUAACUUAUACUUGGAUGCUAAUCUGCAGAUUUCUUAAUUCCUUCACUUGUAGAAUAUCAUGAGAUUGACCUGCUGUACAAUAUUUAUUUGAGAAUGAUGGCUCCUUGCUGGUACAUCUGUAGAAUGAAUCCCUACACUGUGCCACUGAUAUCCGUCAAAUGAAUUGUUGCCCUGUGCCGUGAAGCAGCCCUACAAAUACAUUCAUUGGAGUUUCUAGCUUGUCCGCCAUAUUGGUUAUGACAAUCCUUAUGUAGCCAUGUUGUACUCUUCAUGUAAAAGAAAGAAGAGCUAUAUGCUUGGAGGAACCCCAAGGUUUAACUAUGUAUUUUUUAAGGGGGUGGGGCAACCUGAAUGGGAUGGGGACUAUAAAGUAUAUAUAGGUAUAUCUCAAACCGCAUUGAGGGCUGAACAUACUCAGUUGCUAGAGUGGUGACAGAACUGCAAAGUGAGGAGUGCAUAGGAUCCUGAAUAGCAACACCCCAGAUUACAUUAUGGUGUACCUGUAAUACCUGUUAUUCAUUUGAACCUAAAAACAAGUUUAAAAUGUUUUGUAAUGCAGAUACAAAACUACAGUAGACAAGUGGUGUAAAAUGUUUAUUUUUUAAAAAGUUCCAAAGAGAGCCACAACCUUCUUAGUAGAAAUGUACAAUACUGUACUUCAAAAUAAUUGUAUAAAAGUUAUAAAAUUGGUUUGUUGUUGUA
Molecule: messenger RNA, 2249 nt
Organism: Anolis sagrei ordinatus
Lineage: Eukaryota; Metazoa; Chordata; Lepidosauria; Squamata; Anolidae
Gene: MRPS7
Product: mitochondrial ribosomal protein S7
Biological process (GO): ribosomal small subunit assembly; translation
Cellular component (GO): mitochondrial small ribosomal subunit; ribosome
Molecular function (GO): mRNA binding; structural constituent of ribosome; rRNA binding
Source: RefSeq, a predicted model, not a curated record